UGGGGGUGAUGCUCGGCCUCGGCCUCUUCGUCGUCAUCAUCGCCGCUGCCAUUGUGGUCCUGGUCCGCCGGUUGCGCCUGAAGAAAAUACCUGCGCAGGGGACGCCGAAAUAUCGCUUCCGCAAACGGGACAAGAUGCUCUUCUACGGCCGCAAGAUCAUGCGCAAGGUCUCCCAAUCCACGUCCUCCUUGGUGGACACCACCAUUUCCAGCGCCUCGCGGCCUCGGAUGAAAAAAAAGCUCAAGAUGCUCAACAUCGCCAAAAAGUUCCUGCGCAUCCAGAAGGAGCUGCCCACCCUGCAGCUGAAGGAGCCCCCUCCCUCCGUGCUGGAAGCCGACUUGACCGAAUUCGACGUCGCCAAUUCCCAUCUGCCCUCCGAGGUCCUUUACAUGCUCAAAAAUGUCCGGGUGCUGGGCCACUUUGAGAAGCCGCUGUUCCUGGAGCUUUGCAAGCACAUGGUUUUCCAGCAAUGCCAACAAGGGGAUUACGUUUUCCGGCCCGGCCAACCCGACACCAGCAUCUACGUCCUCCAGGAUGGCAAGUUGGAGCUCUUCCUCACCGAACCGGGCCACCAGCGACCAUACCGGACAGUGUGCGCCCGAGCAGCUGAGGACUCCACCGUGCUACGGCUGCCGGUUGAAGCCUUCUCUGCCGUCUUUGAGAAGUACCCCGAGAGCUUGGUGCGGGUGGUGCAGGCCGCCCCGCUGAAGGCCGAAGGCGUGGAGCCCCCCGCGCCGCCGCCACCGUUGAGCCGCUGCAUCUCCAUGCCGGUGGAUAUCUCCGGUAUCCAGAAGGGUCCCCGCUCCGACUUCGACAUGGCCUACGAGCGUGGGCGCAUCUCGGUGUCGCUGCAGGAGGACAGCACCGGCGCCUUGGCUGCCUUCUCCCGGUCCAUCUCUCAGGAGCCCAAGGAGCGCAAGUCAGUGACGGUGGAAGAGCAACCGUCUGGUGUCUACCACUACAACUACUGCGAGGACGAUUCAGCAACCGGGGACUGUCCCUUCGGACCCUACCAGGGCCGCCAGACCAGCGCCAUCUUCGAGGCUGCCAAGCGGGAGCUGGUCAAGCUCAUGAAGGUGGAGGACCCUUCUCUCCUCAACAACCGUGUCUUGCUUCAUCACGCCAAAGCCGGGACGGUCAUCGCCCGUCAAGGGGACCAGGACGUGAGCCUCCACUUCGUGCUGUGGGGCUGCCUGCACGUGUACCAGCGGAUGAUCGACAAGGCGGAGGACGUCUGCCUCUUCUUGACGCAGCCCGGCGAGAUGGUGGGACAGCUGGCCGUGUUGACCGGCGAGCCCCUCAUCUUCACCAUCAAAGCCAACCGUGACUGCACCUUCCUCAAGAUCUCCAAGUCGGACUUCUAUGAGAUCAUGCGGGAGCAGCCCAGCGUGGUGCUGAGCGUCGCCCACACCGUGGCUGCCCGUAUGUCACCCUUCGUCCGCCAGAUGGACUUUGCCAUCGACUGGAUGGCGGUGGAAGCCGGCCGGGCGCUCUACAGGCAGGGGGACAAGUCGGACUGCACCUACAUCGCACUCAACGGGCGGCUCCGCUCCGUCAUCCAGAAGGGCAGCGGCAAAAAAGAGCUCAUUGGGGAGUACGGCCGCGGGGACCUCAUUGGCGUGGUGGAAGCCCUCACCCGGCAGCCCCGGGCCACCACAGUCCACGCGGUCCGGGACACAGAGCUGGCCAAGCUGCCUGAGGGCACCUUGAACAAUAUCAAGCGGAGAUACCCCCAGGUUGUCACCCGCCUCAUUCACCUCCUGAGCCAGAAGAUCUUGGGAAACCUUCAGCAGCUCCGUGGGCCCUUUGCAAGCUCUGGCUUGGGCAUGGCCUCCAGCUCGGAGCCCACCAACCCCACCAGCAACCUGUCAACGGUGGCGGUGCUGCCGGUGUGCGAUGACGUGCCCACGGCUGCCUUCACGCUGGAGCUCAAGCACGCGCUCAACGCCAUUGGUCCCACGUUGCUCCUCACCAGUGACAUCAUCCGUGCCCGUCUCGGCUCUUCAGCGCUGGACAGCAUCCAGGAGUACCGCCUGUCGGGCUGGUUGGCGCAGCAGGAGGACAUCCACCGCAUCGUCCUCUACCAAACCGAUUGUACCUUGACCCCGUGGACGGUGCGCUGCAUCCGUCAAGCCGACUGCAUCCUCAUCGUUGGGUUGGGCGACCAAGAGCCGGCACUGGGAGAGCUGGAGCAGAUGCUGGAGAACACGGCGGUGCGCGCGCUGAAGCAGUUGGUCCUCCUACACCGCGAGGACGGUCCCAGCCCUUCCCGCACCGUUGAGUGGCUCAACAUGCGCAGUUGGUGCUCGGGUCACCUCCACAUCAAGUGUCCUCGGCGCGUCUUCUCCCGCCGUAGCCCCACCAAACUGCGGGAGAUGUAUGAGAAGGUCUUUGAGAAGAGCGCCGACCGGCACAGCGACUUCUCCCGGUUGGCGCGGGUCCUCACCGGCAACACCAUCGCCCUGGUCUUGGGGGGGGGCGGAGCCAGGGGUUGCUCCCACAUCGGGGUGAUCAAGGCGAUGGAGGAAUCCGGGAUCCCCAUCGACAUGGUGGGCGGCACCUCCAUCGGCGCCUUCAUCGGGGCGCUCUACGCCGAGGAGCGCAGCGCCGUCCGCACCAAGCAGCGGGCGCGCGAGUGGGCCAAGUGCAUGAAUUCAGUGUUUGAGACCGUCCUGGACCUCACCUACCCCAUCACCUCCAUGUUUUCGGGUUCAGCCUUCAACGCCAGCAUCAACAAGGUCUUCCAGGACAAGCAGAUCGAGGACCUGUGGCUGCCCUACUUCAACGUCACGACCGACAUCACGGCGUCAGCCAUGCGGGUGCACACGGACGGCUCGCUCUGGCGGUACGUGCGAGCCAGCAUGACCCUUUCUGGCUACCUACCGCCACUCUGCGACCCCAAGGACGGCAACUUACUGAUGGACGGUGGUUACAUCAACAACCUGCCAGCCGACAUCGCCCGUAACAUGGGCGCCAAGACGGUGAUCGCCAUCGAUGUGGGCAGCCAGGAUGAGACGGACCUGUGCAACUAUGGGGACAGCCUGUCUGGCUGGUGGCUUCUCUGGAAACGCCUCAACCCCUGGGCUGAAAAAGUCAAGGUGCCCGACAUGGCGGAGAUCCAGUCCCGCCUGGCCUACGUGUCGUGCGUGCGGCAGCUGGAGGUGGUGAAAUCCAGCUCGUACUGCGAGUACAUCCGCCCCCCCAUCGACCGCUUCAAGACCAUGGAUUUCGGCAAGUUCGACGAGAUCUACGACGUAGGGUACCAGCACGGCAAGGUGGUCUUUGAUGGCUGGAGCCGAGGUGACAUCAUUGAGAAGAUGGUGAAGGACCGGCGUUCGGCCGACUUCUAUGAGAGCAAACGCAUGGACGUGAGCAGGGGGUGGCACUGGGGCACGUGGGUGGUGGUGGCUUCCUGGGCACCCACCUCAGCACAUCCCAGGAUGGGCCACCCUGAGGAGUCCGACUACCUCACCGAGUACGAGGACGAGGGGCCGGAGCCAGCGCGGGGCGAGGAGGACGCGUUCGCCCCUGCCGAAUGGGCCAGCGCCGGAACCUUGGAGGCUGAGGAGGAGAGGAGCCUGCGGCAUCGCCCGAGCCGGGCCCAGGACCCUUCCGCACCCCAAACCUGACCCCAAAUGUCACCCAAGGAGCCCGAGAGCCGGCACUACCUCCGCACCCCGGGAGUGUCCC
Messenger RNA from Egretta garzetta (little egret), 3690 nucleotides. It is a transcript of the gene PNPLA6, whose product is annotated as patatin like phospholipase domain containing 6. Lineage: Eukaryota; Metazoa; Chordata; Aves; Pelecaniformes; Ardeidae. The record is from RefSeq and is a predicted model, not a curated record. Bases 9 to 3629 code for a protein of 1206 amino acids. Gene Ontology annotation, biological process: phosphatidylcholine metabolic process. The transcript is spliced from 29 exons. Gene Ontology annotation, molecular function: phosphatidylcholine lysophospholipase A1 activity. Gene Ontology annotation, cellular component: endoplasmic reticulum.